Danio aesculapii is the source of this 1522-nucleotide messenger RNA. It is a transcript of the gene tmem59, whose product is annotated as transmembrane protein 59. The record is from RefSeq and is a predicted model, not a curated record. The transcript is spliced from 8 exons. Bases 71 to 1063 code for a protein of 330 amino acids. NCBI's taxonomy places the organism in Eukaryota, Metazoa, Chordata, Actinopteri, Cypriniformes, Danionidae. Gene Ontology annotation, biological process: positive regulation of autophagy. Gene Ontology annotation, cellular component: late endosome; lysosome.
AUCUCGCGACACUUCCGCAGAUACACAAACAAGGAAGAAUCGUUUAGUCGAUGUUUGGUAAAUCGCGAAAAUGAGUGCAAUAAAGUCCUACGGGAUUUGGCUGAGUUUCUGCUGCAUCCUUACAACCAUAUAUGCAUCUUCCGACGUCUUCGACGGUGUGUUGGGAAACACCGUGUCUUGUCAUAAAACAUGUCAGAUGACUUACAGUUUGCACACUUAUCCGCGGGAGGAGGCGCUGUACGCCUGUCAGAGAGGAUGUCGCCUCUUCUCCAUCUGCCAGUUUGUGGGUGACAGCAAAGAUCUCAACGAAACCAGAUCCGAGUGCGAGUCAGCCUGUCGUGAAGCCUACAGCCAGUCAGAUGAGCAGUACGCCUGCAAUCUAGGAUGCCAGAAUCAACAGCCAUUUGCAGAACAAAGAAUGGAGCAGUUGACGAUGAUGAUGCCCAAAAUCCAUCUGCUGUACCCGCUUACUUUGGUCAGGGGUUUUUGGGAGGAUAUGAUGAGCCAAGCCCACAGCUUCAUCACCUCAUCCUGGACAUUUUACCUGCAGGCGGAUGAUGGCAAAGUAGUCAUUUUCCAGUCUGAGCCGCAAGUCCAGUAUAUUUCUCAGUUUGAGUUCCAGAGAGACGAGACCGAGGAGCCACAGAGCACUUUUAUAGAUGAGGGAGCGAAAACCCCCAUUUAUAAAGACUACCCUCGGAGCUUCAUUCAGGAGAGAGACAGAGACAUGUUCAUGGACAGAAGCAGCUCUGAGGACGACUGCAAUCUCUUCGGCUGUCUCUCAAGCAGGAACCCAUGGCUGCCCGGCUGGAUCUUGACCACCACUCUGGUUCUGUCUGUGUUGGUUCUGAUCUGGAUCUGUUGUGCCACAGUGUCCACUGCUGCAGAGCAAUACGUCCCUGCUGAGAAGCUGAGCAUAUAUGGAGACAUGGAGUACAUGAAGGAGCAGAAGCUGAGCCCGUAUCUGCCGUCGUCUCUGGUCCUCAUCAGAUCUCCUGGCUUUGAGGAGCAGCAAGCAGGACCUCUCCCUUCAAAGGUCAAUCUGAAUCAGUCUAGCAUUUAACCAGUCCAACAUCCAAAGAAACUGGAGGCUCCUGGUACAUGUUUGCUACUUCUUCUGUCAAAGUUGUGAUUUUUUUUAUUUUUUUUUUGCUUCAAUAUGGGUCUAUGGGGAAUAUAUUUUAUUGGCGUUUUGGCACUUUAAAGGCAUUACCUAUCAGAUGGAAAGCUCGGUAGGAUCUGUUUUCCUGUUUACUACACAUUUGCAGAGAUGAAGACUUCUUGGGUUUCCUUUAUUAUCAUUGUUUGAGUGUUCUCAGUGUGAUCAGUAACAGCUUGUGAUUUAAGGUACAACAUGUGUUGCACAAUGAAAAACAUUAACAUUUUUAUUUAUGCUUUAGUUGCAGGAAGUGCAAAUUGUCAUAGAAACAGCGAUAGGGAAGUCAGUAAUAGGCAAUAUGAUCUUUUGCAACCUCUCAGAUUUGUCAUCUUGAUAUUGUUAAUAAACAAAUCUACUGAAAAC